Botrytis fragariae is the source of this 1395-nucleotide messenger RNA. Its product is annotated as putative nitrogen metabolite repression responsible protein. Bases 1 to 1395 code for a protein of 464 amino acids. The transcript has a single exon. The record is from RefSeq and is a predicted model, not a curated record. Lineage: Eukaryota; Fungi; Ascomycota; Leotiomycetes; Helotiales; Sclerotiniaceae.
AUGCCCUCAGCAACGCCGAGGGCUACCCUCGCCAUCAGACCUCGACCUUCCGAACCACCACAACCCAUAAAUCGCAAACACGCACCUUGCACUUCGUAUCCCGAAAGUUCCCCUCUUGAUAGUUUCUCUUUUUAUAAUCCUCCUCCAACUCUUUCAGAUCGUCCAUCAAAACGAUCCAUGACCACUCCAUCGAAAACUAUCGCUGUCGUCAAUUCCUCCGGACGACAGGCUGCAUCAUUUAUCCGCGUUGCUAGUGCAGUGGGCUAUAAUGUACGAGCUCAAUUACGAAAUCUUGACGGGAUAGUAGCAUCUGAAAUAUCUUCACUCCCAAAUGUUACUGUCCUAGUAGGCGACCUAUUCAUCAAACGAUCUUCAUCAUCAUCGCCAACAUUAGACCCCGAGACUACCAAACUAAAUGAUGCACUCAUUCAAGACCUUUUCCAUGGAGCGCAAUUAGCAUUUAUCAAUACUACAUUCUGGGGUGAUGAAUAUGCCAUUGGUUGUGCUUUGGCCGAUGCAGCUGCAGCUGUUGGUAUAGAGCACUACAUCUAUUCAUCUAUGCCCAAUCACUCUGUCGUCUCCUCUUCGUGGCCAUCAUUACCUCUCUGGUCCGAGAAAUAUGCAGUCGAAACAUAUAUCCGAACCAAACUCCCUUCUCUCCCAUCAACAUUUCUCUACACUGGAAUUUAUAACAACAACUUCACAUCGCUACCAUACCCAUUAUUUUGCAUGGCCCUUCAACCCGACGGUUCCUUUGAGUGGCAAGCUCCUUUCCAUCCAGAUGUACCUUUACCAUGGCUAGACGCCGAACAUGAUGUUGGACCCGCAGUUUUACAAGUAUUUAAAGAUGGACCACCGGCUUCUUCCUCGAAUCCUCGUCGCAUACCUCUCGCUUAUGAGUUUCUCUCUCCCAAACAAGCUUGCGCCGCCUUUUCCCGCGGUGUCGGUCGUCCAGUAAAAUAUAAACACAAUCCUACUAUUGAAGUACGAGUCAAGAUUCCAAGAGGAUAUAAAGAUCAACUGGUCGCAUUGGAGCAGAUGUAUUCAUUAGGACGCUCGGAUCCAAGACGCCAACCUCCAUAUUUCGCCGAGCAGGAAUUAGAAGACCAGGUACCGGAAGAAGCGAUGAAAUUAUGGGAAGGGUAUCGAGGAUUGGAGGAAUACGCUCGGGAAGUUUUCCCGCUGGAAGAAGCCGCCAAUGGACUGACGUGGAUGGUGGAGGAUAAUUACGAUGAUAGGACGUAUACGCACAGCGAGGUUACGAAUGGAGGAACCGAUGAUAAUGCAAGCUAUGAAGAAGAAGACGAUGAUGAUGAUGGAUUGACGAUAGGCGGAGGUCUGGGUGCAUCGGGCGAAGCCACACCGGCGAGAAAGGAAGAGACGUGGCUCGCAUGA